UGAAAAAAACAAAAACAUGAAAAAGAUAAGACAUUUAACAUGAAAAAGAUAUACAUUUAACAUGACGGAUGGAGUACUUUUAUAAAAGGAAACAAAAUCAACUCUGACACACGCAAACAUAAAACCUCCAAUAAACCCUUGAUAUUACAUACACAAUUGUUGACACAAAACCUCAAAAUCCCAUGCUUAAUGGCGGCCAGAAACAGAAAGCUUCUCCUUCAUCAAAAAGUUGAGGUGAGGAGCGUUGAGGAUGGGUUUUUUGGUUCAUGGCAUCCUGGUAAGGUGAUCGGCUGCAAGGAAUUGGUUCGCGUAGUGGAGUAUGAUCACCUUGAGUGUGAUGAUGGCUCUGCUAAGCUGGUUGAGGAAGUAAAAGUGACCCCUGCAAUUGAUGGGGUUUUUGAUGAAGAAAUUAAGAGACCUGGUGAGUAUAGGGGCUUGAUUAGGCCUUGUCCAGAAACACAGACUUUGGGUCUUGUAGGGGCACGAACUCUGCAAUAUGGAGCAUGUGUUGACUUGUUUCAUCACGACGCCUGGUGGGAAGGUGUGGUGUUUGACAACGAAGAUGGGUGCGAGAGAAGAAGAAUUUUCUUUCCUGAUUUGGGUGAUGAAGUUGAGGGCAAGGUUGAUGAUCUGCGGUUUAGUAAGGAUUGGGAUGAGGUCACAGAGAAAUGGAGAUCUCGUGGGAACUGGCUGUUUCUUGAAUUAUUAGAGGAAUAUGAGCAAGAGUAUCCUCGCCUUGUCUCUGUGAAGCAAAUAUGGUAUGAAGUGAGGACGAAGGAUAACUUUAAAAACCUUGGGGAGUGGACUUCCUCUAAACGGGAUGUAUGGAAACAAUUAUUGCUUCAGGUGAUCUCUGACAAUAUAGAGCUUCUUGCUAAGAAUCUCUUUGCGAACUCGUCCUGUGAAUCUGCGCAAAAACAAGGACAAACAUCAUUGAAAUUUCUGGAAAAAGAUUGUGAAUCUAUUGUAAAAUCUAAAGAACCAUUUUGUAGUUCUCUUGCAGAAGCAGCACCCUUUGAAGAUCUCCAGUCUAAUGAUAAAGGAAUUCCGCAAACUGAUGUAAAUCAUGGAAGCAAUGAUCAGGUUCAGAUUGAGGACGAUCAAGUUCGCGUCUCAGUUAGCCCCACGGACGAACAAGUUUGGUCUCCUGAUCCAGAUGCAGAUUCUGGGAUUGGUUCAAGUAGUUAUGAUGAAUCUCAUAGUUUGAAAUUGAGACAAGGGAGAGGUAAAAGUUCAACCAAGACCAGAAGACUUAACUGGCAGUCUGCUGUACCUCAAUUGAUUCCGGGGCCUCAGCAAUGCCCUGAUGCAAUUGAUUCCUAUAAGGAGUAUUUGGCUGGAAGAAAAGGUACUUCUCGUAAAGGUACUGCUCCUAAUGGGCUCUCAUCAGAUGUUAGCAAACAUCUACUUUAUCUGGGCUGGAAAAUUGAGUUUAGACGUACAUGUAAGGGAAAUUCGAAUAGGAAAUGCUAUAUUUCCCCCAAUGGGAAAACUUUUCAUUCGCUACCUGAGGUAUUCGAGAAGUUCCACGGUGACUUUGAGUUGGAACCCACAUCGCACGUUACUAUGCACCCAAACUACGACAUUGCAAACUACAUGAGUUCAUAUGAAGAAACACCCUCACCUCCUGGGAAAUCCCAAGCUUCCAGAAACUUGUUCAAAUCGCCGUGCAUUACUGAUGAGAAGUUUGAAAUUGAAUCUAAAUAUUGUCCCAAAGCAGUGCGGGAUUAUUGCUCAUUAGCUUCAAAGUCUGCAGAAGGCAAAUUGAAAGGCAUGGAAGCAAGGAAACACUUGUCUGCACUUGGAUGGUCUUUUUAUCGCCACAACAAAGGACAAUACGGCUGGGAAAUACGUUAUAUGUCACCUACUGGAAAAAUGUUUUACUCUCUUCUUUCAGCCUGUACAUGGUGUGUACAAGCUGGUGCACUUACUUCCAGUGACCCCUCUCGUGCCAUGGGAAGAGUCGUAAAUAGAGACUUCAUCAACAAUUAUGAUGGAAAUUUAUCGACAAGUAAAUCACAUCUUCCGCGAACCAAAUGUGUCUUGAAGAGGAGAAAGCUCGAAUGUGAAGCUCAUAAAACCAGAAUGUCGAGGAAGAAGAGGAGAAAGCUCGAAUCAAAUUGUCUUGAAGUUUCGCUGGCAUCACCCAAGAGAGGAUGGAAAUCUAAUGCAUCAAUGAGACUGAGAGGAGAUUUAAAUGCUAAUUCUUUAACCCCAGUGAGGCAAUCUAGUAAAAGGGUACGUGAGGAGGCUGCUUCUUCCUCUCAGCAGACACCUCGAACUAUCUUGUCUUGGUUGAUUGACAAUAAUGUGGUUUUGCCAAGAGCAAAAGUUCACUACUGUAGUGGCAAAAAUGGUCCUCGAAUUGCAGAAGGACGAAUAUCUCGCGAAGGGAUUAAAUGUAGUUGCUGCGGGGGAAAUUUUACUCUUAGAAACUUUGAAGCACAUGUUGGCAGCUCUGAUCGUAGACCUUCUGCAAAUAUAUAUUUGGAGGAUGGUAUGUCUUUGCUUGAGUGCCAGUUGCAACUGAAACUACGUUAUAGCAGUCGAAAUUCAAGGUUAGAACAUCAACCAAAGGCUGCCCAACAUAAUAGAAAAAGUGACGACAUAUGUUCUGUCUGUCACUACGGAGGUGAUUUACUGUUGUGUGACUUGUGUCCAUCCUCGUUUCAUACUCAGUGCGUUGGUUUAAAGGAGGUUCCAGAGGGUGAUUGGUUCUGCCCGUCCUGCUGUUGUCAGAUUUGCAACAGGAGCAGAUCCGAUUCAGGAAAUAGACUAGCCAAAGGCACUUCUUUUUUCACCUGUUGUCAGUGUGAGCGACGAUUUCACGCUGAAUGCCUCACAAAUGAAGGAGAUACACAAUGUUGUUCUAAAGGUGAUUUGUUCUGCCAAGAUACAUGUCGACAGAUAUUUGAUGGUCUGAAUGGGCUUCUGGGGAAAAAGAUUCCUGUAGGAACUGAAAAUAUGACUUGGACUUUAGUGAAGUACAUGGAAUCAAAUAUUUCUAAGAAUGCUGUGACAUAUGAUGACGAGAGUUCGGUGGAGAGUUACUGCAAGCUUAAUGUGGCCCUCAGCGUGAUGCAUGAAUGUUUUGAACCCGUCAAAGAGCCUAGGACCAGGAGGGAUCUAAUGGAAGACAUUAUCUUUAAUCGAAGGUCAGAUCUCAACCGUUUGAACUUUCAAGGAUUUUAUACAGUAUUAUUGGAAAAGAAUGACGACUUGAUCUCAGCGGCUUCCGUGAGGAUAUAUGGCAAAACAGUUGCAGAAGUCCCUCUCGUCGCCACACGGUUUCAAUAUCGUCGACUUGGGAUGUGUAGAAUUCUGAUGAAUGAACUUGAGAAGCAACUCGCAGAAUUGGGAGUCGAGAGGCUUGUUUUGCCAGCUGUUCCUAGUGUUUUGAACACUUGGAUCUCUUCAUUUGGGUUCUCCAAGAUGGAUGAAUCAGAGAGAUUAAAUUUUCUGGUCUAUACUUUCCUCGACUUCCAGGGUACGAUAUUUUGCCAGAAAAUGUUGAAGAGUGAUCUACCUGCAGAAAACCAAACAACGGGUUGUGACCAUGUAGACAACAAUGCUGACAUCGGGGUUGGUGUAAUCAGCCCUGUAUCUGAAGUUCUGGAAGGGAAACAAGUAGAGGAGACUGACGUCAUGGAGCAGGAAUCAGCAUGCGACAAAACAGUAGCUGACAAUGGCGAUGCCGGUUGCUCCUCUGCUGAAAAAGCCAUAGUGGUGGUGAAUCAACAAACUGCCCUGGACUAUUCAUCUCUCCAACCCGCCCUUGGUUAUCCUCUACUAGCCACGAGCAAUGGCAGACAAUCUGGAAGCACCAAGGUCUUCUUAAAAUACUACAAACGAAAGAAGAUAUCCGCUUGCUGAGGGCGGUACUCUUCUUAUUAACAUUUCAGACCUUCCUGUAGUACUAUCAAGCUACUCAUGAACCUCUCGACUUUGGAAGUGAGCUGGAAGGAAGAUGACGUAACUGAAAAUACACCGUCAUGGCCCAUGAUCGUUUUUUUGUACAGAUUAAGCUACUAGCUAAUCACAUCUAACAUCCUGCUAAGUUUUCAAUGUCUCCAGCAGAGUUUUUGAAACUAUCCCUGGGUGCUUUUGCACUAUUAUAUCUAUUUAUCAUUCACAGUUUUCUCUUGUUUUCAACUAAUGUUGUUACUCCUUUUAUCUUCAGGUUCCUCUUUGUAUUUAUCAUUCCAGCGGCUAAGGAAAUGUUAUGGUUGCCACGAGUGGAAUAUCUAGGCCACACAAUCUCUAAAGUUGGUGUUUCAACAAAUCAAAUGAAAAUUUAGGCUAUACUGAAACGGCCAACACCAUCAGAUGUAUCUCAGCUUAGAGGAUUUCUUGGAGUAUUGUAUUAUGGGCUUGGUUUCACGGUUUUUCGCGGUUCCGGUUUGGAACCGGCGGUUUCGGCACGGUGUCGGUUCGAAAAUUUUUGUACCUGAACCGAACCUCAGUUCAAAAAUCGACGGUUUCAGUUCGGGUAAAUUCUCACGAUUUCGGUUUUAACCGCCGGUUCGGUAAACCUUGGGCAGGGGUGAAAGGUUAGUGAGUAUGGACUUUGAGACGUGUUUAGCUUAUCUUAGUUGUACAAUUCCCUCACCAAGUGUUCAGCUGCGUGGACCUUUAUCCACAUAUUGAGGCCAAAUGGAGAUCUGAUGCUAAAUUGGCUGCUAUCAUUGUAGAACUGAAGCAGAAUCACUAAGUCUAAUUCACUUGGCUUGGUGAUCAACUUCGUAGAAAAGGAAGGUUGGUAAUUGGGAAUGAUGAAGGCAUGAGAAGACAAAUUAUUAAGGCUUUCCACUAUUCAAGUAAAGGAGGAUGGUCUUGGAUCCUAGCUACUUACAAGAGGUCGAACUCACUUUUUUAUUGGACUAAGAUGGAGAAAUCACCAUAGAGUGUGAUGUUUGUCAAAAGAAUAGAUAUGAUCACAUUGCAUAUAUGAGGGUUACUACAACCCUUAUCUAUACAUGAGGGAGCUUGGUCACAGUUGUUGAAGUGUGCAGGAUAAGGUACAAAUCAGGAGGAAAGGAGUCAGAAGGAAUUCGCGUGAAAAGGCGCAGAAAAAGUGCAAACUGGCAGAAAGGUUCAAACUGGUCAGGAUGGAUGCCAUGGAGCUGGACACGAGAAAGAAGGACUUCCUUGGAACAAUCACUAUCUAAAGAGGGGCAAAAUUAUCAUUUCGCAUGAAGAGGCAGCCCUAGAAAUUAGGGCAAGCAACCCUAUAAACAGGGUUGAACAUAAAGAAAAGGGAUCACUUUUUUUAGGGAGAAUAGCUCCAUUAGCUCUUAGUUCCGCUCUCUAAAUCCAGCAGUCUGACUUGAAGAUUCCGGCCACGGGCCGGUGGGGGGUCAUAAUGCCUGAUUCAUUCCAGUCGCUGUAAUUCCAGAAGUUCUUCCAGUUUCAGUUUCUGAGGAGCCAAACAAUCUUUUACUUGCUUUGUUUUUAAGAUUUCUUAGCUUAAGUACUUGUUUUGCUUGCAUUUGACUUGGAUUCCAGUAGCUACUUUAGUUGUAACAUCUUUUGGGUGAUAAUCUUGAAUGCAAUGAAGUUUAUGGUGGUUUUA
Salvia hispanica is the source of this 5572-nucleotide messenger RNA. Lineage: Eukaryota; Viridiplantae; Streptophyta; Magnoliopsida; Lamiales; Lamiaceae. The record is from RefSeq and is a predicted model, not a curated record.